Messenger RNA from Baudoinia panamericana UAMH 10762, 570 nucleotides. RefSeq lists its product as uncharacterized. Gene Ontology annotation, molecular function: RNA binding; structural constituent of ribosome. The coding region runs from base 1 to 570 and encodes 189 amino acids. NCBI's taxonomy places the organism in Eukaryota, Fungi, Ascomycota, Dothideomycetes, Mycosphaerellales, Teratosphaeriaceae. Gene Ontology annotation, biological process: translation. Gene Ontology annotation, cellular component: cytosolic large ribosomal subunit; ribosome. The record is from RefSeq and is a predicted model, not a curated record. The transcript has 5 exons.
AUGGGUGUCGAUCUCGACAAGCACCACGUCAAGAGUGGCCACCGCAAGGCACCGAAGAGCGAGAACCCCUACCUCCGAAUCCUCGUCAAGCUCUAUGCCUUCCUUUCGCGCAGGACCGACAGCAGCUUCAACAAGACUGUCUGGCGCCGCCUCUGCGCCUCCAAGAUCAACAGGCCGCCAAUGUCCCUCUCCAAGAUCGUCGGUGUCACCGCGAACAAGCACUCCGCCGAAGCCUACGAAGGCAAGAUCCGCGCCGUUGUUGGCGUUGUGACUGACGAUAACCGCCUCGUGGAGGUGCCGAAGAUGACCAUCUGCGCACUCCGCUUCACCGCCACUGCCCGUGCUCGCAUUGAGAAGGCUGGCGGCGAGUGCUUGACCUUCGACCAGCUCGCUAUGCGCGCACCCACUGGCUCGAAUGUUGUUCUCCUUCGUGGCCCGAAGAACGCACGUGAGGCUGUCAAGCAUUUCGGCUUCGGUCCGCACUCGCACAAGAAACCGUACGUGGAGAGCAAGGGCAGGAAGUUCGAGAAGGGUCGUGGCCGGAGAAGAUCGAAGGGUUUCAAGGUGUAA